AUGCCGGAGAAGCCCUUAACGGUCGCUGCCUACGCGGCCGGGGCGUCUCUGGCCGCCGCAACCCUCAUCUAUGUUUUUGCGCCCACCUACUUCCUCGACAGCGAUGCCGCCGCCUCCAGCUCCACCAACUUCUUGACCGGCGGCGGCCGGAAGAAGGGCGUCAUUGUCGGCCUCGCCAACCCGGCCAAUGACUGCUUCAUCAACUCCAUAUUACAAGCUAUCGCCGGCCUUGGCGACCUGCGCGUCUACUUGAUCCGGGAGAUGCACCGCCGCACCAUUGACGAGGGCUGGAUAUAUACUCAGGCUGUUCCGAGGGACUUCAAGGAGUAUGCCAACGGCGACAACGAGCACAUAAAGUCGGAGCCGGAAUGGAAGAUCGAGGGCCAACAAAGGGGUCUCGUCACACAGGGCUUGAAAGAAAUGCUUGACCAGUUGAAUGAGAGACCGAUAUACAAGAAGACCAUCACUGCCGCGCCGCUUGUAAAGUGCCUGGAGGAGGCAUUCCGUCAGCGCAUUAGCAGACAGCAGCAGGAUGCGCAGGAAUUUCUACAGGUCCUUGCCGAGAGGUUAUGUGACGAAUACCACGCGGGCCACAGGGCAAGGGGCUACGCCAGAUGGAAAGUGGGACUGGAAAGCUCGAGCGGACCGCCCGGCGACAUAAACGGCGACGCUUUCAAACAGAGGCUCUCUGAGCUAGCAGGUCAAGAGACGGCUGAGAAUGGUCGCGGCCCAGGAACUUUUCCCUCCACGCAAAGCAAGGUCGCCUUCAGCUCACCGGACGAUGAUGAUGAGGAGGGUUUCCCAAUGGAAGGGAAGACGGAGUCUCAGAUCGAGUGCUUGAGCUGCGGAUUCAAGCCGAGGCCGACCGAGUCGAGGUUCUGCACGCUCACGCUCAGCGUUCCGCUCGACGCAACUUCGACAACAUUGAAUGCCUGCUUCGACGGCAUGUUCAAGACCGAGUACAUAGAGGACUACAAGUGCGAAAAGUGCAGGCUAGUACACGCUCAGGAAGUCUUUAAAGCUGAGAUGGAAAAGUCGAGGUCCGAGGAUUUCAAAAGACAGGUCCAAGAAGCAUUGGACAAACUCCAACGCGCAAUAGAUACGAAUCCAGAGGAGCCGCCAGAGGACAUCGUCUUGCCGGACAGUAAGCAUGCGCCGAGACGCAAGAUUGCCAGGCAUACUCGGGUCACGGUUUUCCCUAAAAUUCUGGCCAUCCACCUCAACCGUUCCAUCUAUGCCAGGCAGACAUCCCUCAAGAACUCAGCAAAGGUCGCUUUCCCAGAACGGUUGCCGCUAGGAGGGCUCCUCCUUCGCAGAAAAUACAAGCUGUUAGGCCUUGUCACCCACAAAGGCAGCCAUCACAGCGGCCACUACGAAUCUUUCAGGAGGCAAAACAUUCAUGCUCCGUACUCGAAUCCAAAUACGUUCCAAGCUUCUGGCAUCUACAGCAAGACUGCUAGUCCCAUGUCAACGCCUCAGAUGAAUCCCACGAAGCGGUUCUCAGAGGACGGAACACCCAUGACUGCCACGCCCGAUCUUCCCUCCCCAGCAUCAGGCUCGACCCCGUCACUAGACCACGUCAACACGAGUCGUCGGAGCUCGCCGAAUCUCAAUGGUAAUAGCAGGGGAUCUGUCAAAUUAGGGCCGACCUCCGCACCGAGGGAGAAGGACCCCGAGACAAGCAGUCUGAGGUCAAUAGCUGCGUCAGCCCGGUCAACAAUGUCAAAGAUGUCCCCAUCGAAACACGGAAGCGUCAGUGGCGGCAGCCGGGCGGGGACACCCACAUCAAACGGGACCGCGGCGGCGUCCGCGCACACGAUCAAGCCGCCAAAGAAGAAACAGCAAGACCGCUGGUGGCGCAUCAGCGACGAGAAGAUCAAGGAGGCCAGCACGCGGGAGGUUCUCGGCAUGCAGCGCGAGGUAUACCUCCUGUUCUACGAAAUCGAGCGGGAUGGCCUGUAG
This is a messenger RNA of Diaporthe amygdali, 1962 nucleotides long. Its product is annotated as ubiquitin carboxyl-terminal hydrolase. Bases 1 to 1962 code for a protein of 653 amino acids. Gene Ontology annotation, cellular component: cytosol; nucleus. Gene Ontology annotation, biological process: protein deubiquitination. Lineage: Eukaryota; Fungi; Ascomycota; Sordariomycetes; Diaporthales; Diaporthaceae. Gene Ontology annotation, molecular function: cysteine-type endopeptidase activity; cysteine-type deubiquitinase activity. The record is from RefSeq and is a predicted model, not a curated record. The transcript has a single exon.